This is a messenger RNA of Pyrus x bretschneideri (Chinese white pear), 3017 nucleotides long. RefSeq lists its product as uncharacterized. Lineage: Eukaryota; Viridiplantae; Streptophyta; Magnoliopsida; Rosales; Rosaceae. Gene Ontology annotation, cellular component: nuclear pore. The record is from RefSeq and is a predicted model, not a curated record.
UGCCCCUCACACUGUCACCCCCACUCCUUUUAAAUAGCACCUUCCCUCCCCCGAAAAUUCCUCACAAAAUUUAACACCCCAUUAACUGAAAAGCUCUUAAUCGGCGUGAAAUUAUUGAUAAUCCCGGAGCGCCCACAGCAAAAAUCCCCCUUCGUCGCGCGGCUAACGGAGAGACUGCGGCUGGUGUUUGUGUGGUUCAGUUCGGCGUCGUUUUGAGCUCGGAUUGCGACAUUGCGUUGGAUCUUCUCCGGUCACGUUUCUGGCUGACCGAAAUAAUUUUAAAGUUGAAGGAAGUUGCUGCAUAAGAGUCUUUCGUUUGAUUGUUGUAGCUGGAGGAACUAAACCUUGUUAAGCAUGAAGGAGGUUGACAAAAGGAAAACCCCAAAUACUAAAAACACCAAGCGGACUGGAAGAAGUGAAAGGAGAGACAAUAAACCGAAUCAAGGGAACAACGGCAAGACAUUGAAUGGAAAAGAAACUGAAUCCAAAGACUCUUAUGCUAAAACAGACCCCAGUACGUUAGUAAGUGAUUCAAACACGGGCCCAGAGCUCUCUGAAGUUAAUGAAAACUUGGUUAUACAUUAUGUAGAUGAUGUCAACAGGUUUGAGGAGGUGCCUCAAGAUCUGAAAGCUACUCCAAUGACUUCCAAAGAGAACAUUGAUGACGAGGUGUCAGAUUGCGAGACAAUAAAGGACUCCGUAUCAUCUCAAGGGGAUUCACCCACCCUUGAGGAUGAGAAAGUUGAAAGAGCUUCAAGGGUACCCAAAACCAUUGCAAAGAAGAAUUCCUCAAAAAGCUCUCAUGGAUCCAGGGAGAGAUCUGGUAGUGAAUCUACUAAGUCAAAAUCCAAGGGGUUGCAUGACACUGCCAAAAAAGUCACUAAUUCAAACAACGGGCCUUUGGGAGUUAAAACCAGAACUUCUUCUGAUAGUGAAGUUCCUGUUGAACCUUCCUCAGAAUCAUUUGAGGAGGUUGAUGAUGAGCCUAUUAAAGAGGUAAGAGUAAGUGAUAUCCUUGAUGGGGCCUCAAAUGGUGCUCAGACUGUAGAAAGUGACCAUGAAAUAGUAAAUGCGGAAGAAAAUGGUGAACAAGAGGUUGAAAUAGCUUUGGAACGAAAGAUUGAAGAAAUGGAAAUGCGAAUUGAGAAACUUGAAGAAGAGCUGCGAGAAGUUGCUGCUCUUGAAAUUUCCCUCUACUCUGUAGUACCAGAGCAUGGGAGCUCUGCGCAUAAAGUUCACACACCAGCUCGGCGGAUUUCUAGACUUUAUAUCCAUGCUUGCAAGCAUUGGACUCGGGACAAGCGAGCGACAAUUGCUAAGAAUACUGUAUCAGGACUUAUAUUGAUAGCUAAGUCCUGUGGCAAUGAUGUCCCCAGGUUGACCUUCUGGUUGUCAAACAUUGUCGUGCUAAGGGAGAUCAUAUCACAAGCAUUUGGCAUUUCAUGCCAGUCAAGUCCUUCAGUAAAGUUUGCGGAGUCAAAUGGGACUAGCAAGAGAAAUGAAGUGAAGUCUGCCUCACUGAAAUGGAGGGGUAGUUCCGGUAGCAAACAAAUGAACAGUUUAAUGCAAUUCGAUGAUGACUGGCAAGAGACAGGAACCUUCACAGCUGCAUUAGAAAAAGUUGAAUCCUGGAUUUUCUCUCGGAUUGUUGAGUCAGUAUGGUGGCAGGCUUUGACUCCAAAUAUGCAAUCUCCUGCUGAGAGUUCAGCUACAAAUAAGACGACUGUAAGGUUGUCAGGACCUGCACUGGGUGAUCAGAAGCAAGGUAGCUUUUCUGUCAACCUAUGGAAAAAUGCUUUCCAGGAUGCUUCUCAGCGACUCUGUCCUGUUCGAGCAGGGCAUAAGUGUGGCUGCUUGCCUGUUUUGGCAAGAAUGGUAAUGGAACAUUGUGUUGCAAGGCUAGAUGUGGCAAUGUUCAAUGCUAUUCUGCGUGAAUCUGCCCAUGAAAUCCCUACUGAUCCAGUGUCAGAUCCCAUUCUUGAUUCCAGGGUUCUACCUAUUCCUGCUGGCGACUUGAGUUUUGGGUCUGGUGCUCAACUUAAGAAUUCUGUUGGAAAUUGGUCUAGAUGGCUAAGUGAUACGUUUGACAUGGAUGCUGAUGAUUCCCUGCAAGAAGAUCACCCUGGCAGUGAGGAUGAUGACGGGCAGAGUGGGGAUGGUGAUAAAUCCUUUCUUCUUCUGAAUGCCUUGAGUGAUCUUUUGAUGCUUCCCAAAGACAUGCUUAUUGAUAGGAGAAUCAGAAAGGAGGUCUGCCCAUCAAUUAGUCUUCCAUUAGUUAAGCGGAUACUUUGUAACUUCACACCAGACGAGUUCUGUCCAGAUGCUGUCCCAGGAGCUGUAUUGGAGGCACUGAAUGCCGAGAGCAUUAUGGAGCGCAGAUUGUCAGGAGAACUGGUGAGGAGCUUCCCUUACACAGCGGCACCAGUUGUGUACACCCCACCUUCCUCAGCUGAUGUGGCAGAAAAAGUUUCAGAAGCAGGAGGAAGUUCGCAACUGGAAAGGAAUGUCUCAGUUGUACAACGAAAGGGAUAUACAAGUGAUGAGGAGCUGGAGGAGUUGGAUUCACCGCUUUCAUCCAUCGUUGACAAAUUACCAUCAACUCCAACUAUCGUAGCAAAUGGAAUGGAAACGGAAAGCAUGAGCAUAAAGGUCAUGCGCACGAAUGCGAGGUAUGAACUCCUUCGUGAGGUGUGGUCUGCGUAAUUUUCAAAGAGCGGACUCGACAUGUGUAUAUCCGUUGGUUUUCUGGAUCAUGAAAGUAUGGAGAAAACUUAAACAGAGCUGUGAAUAAUGAAAUGGAAAUAUCAAGAGGAUUUAGGCAAAAAUGUGGCCUGAGCCAUUAGCGUUUACGUAUGUUGUAUUAAGCUGCCAUCUGAUUUAAAUUACUCAUACGCAAUAAACUCGAUCUGGAAGAAUCUAUAUUCCAAAUGCAUCAGAGAGGCUUGAGACUUGAAAAGAGAAAACUAGAAAUUGUAAACGAAAUAGUUAUCAAACCGGACCUUCAUUUCUUCCUUCAA